AUUUUACGUGGCUUUACCAGGAAAAUGUCAACAUCACCUCUCUGUCUCAUCACUGCCGUUCAUAACCACGUUUAAAAUCUUGAAAACUUACCAGUGUUUAUGAUUAAGUCUUAAUUACAAUGAAGAAAUUCAUGCCUGUUGGAAUAACGAGUUUGAUGUUGUCACAACUACUUGUGACAGUAACCAUGGGUUCAUCACAUAAAAGGCUGGGCGAAUUGGUUAAUAGUGAGAGAAAUCUGCUGGAUUCUUUGGAAGCGGAAAUAAAACAGCAGGAAUCUCACGUUCUAUUUUUGGAAAGAAGGUUGGAAGAGUUGUCAGCUUCGGCACCACCACGUCAAAUCGACAAAGAACAGUACUUGAGCAAUGCUCUCAACAAUCUUGUCCUUAUCAGACGAUUGAUUAUUGACUGGUCUACCAUCGCCAGGAUUGUGCCUGACCUUCUGACUAUUCCGUCGGAGGUACCGUGGCCAAAAGAAGAGGACAUGAGAGAUAUUGCCAGACCCCUUGCUCGUCUGCAGCGCACGUAUGGACUGAGUACUGAAGACUUGGCUCGAGGCUGGGUACAGGGCAGUCCAGCGGACGUUAAUAUCACAGGAGUGGAUUGUCUUAACGUGGCCCUUUACUACCACCAAGAAUACCAUCAUCUGUUGGCCAGUCAGUGGUUGGACCACGCUCUUGCUAAACUUGACAACAGUGUGACUUCUACCGCGGUCCUCGACCUUGCAGUGCUUUCAAGGUGCUACUUAGGUGACACUGCAGGCUCUGUGUCAGCUCUGACUGAACUCUUAACCAAUUUUCCGGAUCAUACUCCCGCUACUCACUUGGAUAAGUGGCAAAAGAUAACUUCCUCGGACUGUCCACAGCAGAAAGUUACCAGAGAGAAAUGGCGGAAACAGAUAGAGUUUUCUGAUGUGUCUGAAGAGGGUAUGGACACAUUUCACUCAUUGUGUCGUGCCGUCACCGGCAGCAGUCUGCAGGCCCAACAUGUUCUGUCCUGUCGCUACGUGCACUACAACAAGACGACUCUGAGGCUGAGACCCUUCCGUGCAGAGGAGUUACAGCUGGAUCCUCCCGUGCUCUUGUUCCAUGACUUGAUCAGUGAUGCUGAGAUUGAGGAGAUCUACAGGCUUUCCAUCCCGGAGCUGCAUAAAAGUGAGGUCCUGACAGAAGAUGGCUUCUCGUACCCGUCAAAGCGGCGAACGAGUGAGACAACAGUGAUAGAGUCUGGAGAAUCCAUCGUGAUGGACAGGGUUACUCGUAGGAUGGCCGAAGUAACGAACCUGGAUAUUUCUACUGCUGAGGAAUCUCAUAUAACCCGUUACGGCCUUGGUGGAGAAAACUUGCCCCAUGUCGACUUCUUUGAUAAUCAUACAGUACUCGCUGGAGACAGAAUUGCAACACUAAUGAUUUACUUGAGUGAGGUGCCGCUGGGAGGCCACACCGUAUUUCAAAAUUGGGGUUUGUCAGUUCCUCCACAGAAGGGAGCUGCCCUAUUUUGGCCAAACCUACAUCGUAAUGGUUCCGGGGAUUUCUCCACGGAGCACGCCGGCUGUCCUGUCAUCCAAGGGACUAAGUGGGUUCUGAACAAGUGGUUCCACGAAGUGAACAACGAUUUAACAACAUACUGUGUCGAAGACAAACAAGCCUCGUAUUCAGAAAUAACAAGUUUGAUCUUGUUACUAAUUCUUGAUACUGGAAUUCUGGGGUUUCCUCAUGGAAAUCUAAUGAAGAUGUUUGACCAAGAGCAGUUCAUGUUGAACGAUUUGCAAGGAUUCAUUAAACAGCAGGAAAUACAUGUUCAGUUUUUUGAAAGGCUGCUGAAGGAAGUGUGGGCGUCAGUAUCACACGAUGUUGACAGGGAACAAUAUGUGAGACAUCCUAUCAACAACUAUCUUCUGGUCAGGAGGUUGGUUUUUGACUGGUCUAAUAUCGCUCGGAUUGCAACCAUUUUUUCAAAACCUUACCCAAACGUAAAUUGGCCUUGUCUGGGGGAAUUGAGGACAGUUAUGAGGAACCUCUUCAGGUUGCAGCAAACCUACCAACUCAAAACGACACAUUUGGCACAAGGGCUUGUAGAUAGCGACCAGGCAGACGUUGUCGUUACAGGGUUGGAUACCUUCCUUAUGGCUGUAGCGAGCACCCAGAGCCACGAAUUCCAGCUAUCCAAAGAAUGGUUAGACAGUACACUUGCUAAAGAUGACAAUACGCUAUCUUUCGUUGAAGCACUAGAGCUGAAGAUUCUCUCGGAUUGCUUUUUAGGGGAGUCAACAGGUUCAAUAUAUGCUUUGACUCAACUUUUGGAAGAUUUUCCGGAUUUUAUACCUUCGCCUUAUCUUCUGGAGACUUGGCAGAUGAUAGCCGCAUUUGAUUGUCCAACGCAUAAACAGGCUUUUGAGAAUAUGCAGUCGCUGCAUUCAAAGACGAAUAAAAAUGAUAUGGCCAGAUUCAACACGUUGUGUCGUGUCGCUUCUGGCAGCAGCUUGCAGCCUCAACAUGUCCUGUCCUGCCGCUACGUGCACUACAACAAGACGAGACUAAGGCUGGGGCCUUUCCGUGUGGAGGAAUUGCAGCUGGACCCACCCGUGCUUAUGUUCCACGAUAUCAUCAGUGACGCUGAGAUCCGGGCGGUACAAAGGUGUGCCAGCAGGAGGACAAUGACGAUGAGUCGAGUGCAUACUGCAAGUAAGCCGGUCGUGGAUACGCACCGGUCCAGCGAGUCGACAUGUCUACGCCCUAUAGACUGCAGUACGGUGGUCCGCCUGGAGCAGAGGAUGGGCGAUAUGACUAAUCUGGACGAUACCACUGCUGAAACGAGCCAAGUGAUUAGAUAUGGCGUUGGGGGAGAAUACCUGUUUCACCUUGACGAAUAUAAUAUUUGUUCUGGAGAUUGCAGACUAGCAACACUAAUGACUUACCUGAGUGACGUGCCAAGUGGAGGCCACACCGUGUUCCGCCACUGGGGUCUCUCAGUCCGGCCACAGAAGGGAGCCGCCCUCUUCUGGUUCAACUUGCACAGAAACGGCACAGAGGAUGACUCUACUAUGCACGCCGGCUGUCCCGUCAUCCGGGGCACCAAGUGGGUUCUGAACCUGUGGUUUCACCACUACAACAGCGACUCCUCAUGCCGUAAAGACGAAGACCGAUCAUCGUAUAAAUACUUUUAUGUUUAGAUUAAAUCCUUAUAAUUAUUUGGUCGAAUAAAAAGUAACAAUUUGCUAAAAUAAA
Messenger RNA from Homalodisca vitripennis (glassy-winged sharpshooter), 3225 nucleotides. Its product is annotated as prolyl 4-hydroxylase subunit alpha-1-like. Bases 120 to 3170 code for a protein of 1016 amino acids. The transcript has 21 exons. Gene Ontology annotation, biological process: peptidyl-proline hydroxylation to 4-hydroxy-L-proline. The record is from RefSeq and is a predicted model, not a curated record. Lineage: Eukaryota; Metazoa; Arthropoda; Insecta; Hemiptera; Cicadellidae. Gene Ontology annotation, molecular function: procollagen-proline 4-dioxygenase activity; L-ascorbic acid binding; iron ion binding. Gene Ontology annotation, cellular component: endoplasmic reticulum.